AUGAGCAUCUCAUACAACAUCAACCUCCGAAUCUACCUACACAAAUGCUUGCUCACUUUAUCCAGAAAGCUCAAUCUAAAAAUCCAGCCUGUUGCCACUGCUCAGAUCUACUUGUCGAGGUUUUUGAUCACUGUGUCCAUCAAGGAAAUCAACCUAUACUUGUUGAUAGCCACCUGUGUUUAUUUGGCUUGCAAAAUCGAAGAGAGUGCCCACCACAUUCGAACUGUGUUGUCUGAAUCAAGAAACUUGUGGCCUGAGUUUAUCCCCAACGAUAUAACAAAGCUCGCUGAGUUUGAGUUCUACUUAAUUGAUGAGCUAGAACAUUGUUUGGUAGUGCAUCACCCUUACAAGUCCUUGAUUCAGUUGAAGAAUGUAUUGAGCACGUAUGACUUCCAAAUUCUUGCUGGUUCAAAUGAGGAUACAACCUUGGUCAAUGCUAAUUCUGUUGCUAACAACAAAGCUUAUUCUAGCGAGAACAAUCUCCUUGCCUCCACUCUAAUGAACAACUCUGGAUCUUCAGCCAGCAGCUUGUCAAUCAAAAAUAUUCAACUAACCGAUGACGAGAUCCAAGCUGCGUGGUCAUUUAUAAAUGAUUCAUAUAUAACUGAUUUGCCCUUAAUUGUUCCUCCACAUAUAAUUGCAAUUUCUUCUAUUUUUUUAUCCAUCUUCAUCUCAAAAAAGUUGUCCAUGUCAAAUUAUCUAAAUUUAAUUAAACAAAAUGAGAGAUUGCUUUUCUUAAUCAAUUUUAUUGCAUUUUCAAAGAUCAAUUUAAAUCAAAUCAUUGAAUCAAUUCAAGAAAUUUUAAUUCUCUAUGAAUCUUGGAGCAAAUAUGAUGAAAAAUCAAUUAAAGAUGAUAUUAAGUUUUUGCUACUAAAUCGUUAA
Molecule: messenger RNA, 882 nt
Organism: Ascoidea rubescens DSM 1968
Lineage: Eukaryota; Fungi; Ascomycota; Saccharomycetes; Ascoideales; Ascoideaceae
Gene: SSN8
Product: cyclin-dependent protein serine/threonine kinase regulator SSN8
Exons: 2
Coding region: 1-882 (293 amino acids)
Biological process (GO): positive regulation of transcription by RNA polymerase II
Cellular component (GO): nucleus; mediator complex
Molecular function (GO): cyclin-dependent protein serine/threonine kinase regulator activity
Source: RefSeq, a predicted model, not a curated record